AUGGGGUCUCUGCUUCCCCUCUCGCUGUUGAUUUUACUAGUGGCCGCCUAUCCCGAAGGCGGAAGAGCGCGGAGGAGCCGCCGGGCACUGGGAGCACAAGGUCUCGCUCUGCGUGGCAGCUCUCCAGCUCCCUUCUGGGUGCGUCUAAGCCCGGAGUUCACAGCAGUGCCCCCCGGGGGCUCAGUGUGGCUCAACUGCAGCAGCAGCUGCCCCCUUCCAGAGGUUUUCCGCCUCCACACCCUUCUGCUGAGGGGCAAAACGCUCAGCGGGCGGGGUUGGGUAGCCUACCAGCUGUUGGAUUUGAAAGCCUGGAGUUCCGACGUGCACUGCUUCGUCACCUGCGCAGGAGAAACGCGGGGUGCCACCGCCAGGAUUACCACCUACAAGGUGCCGCGCAGCGUGAUCCUGGAGCCUCCCGUCUUAGUGGGCAGUGAAUACACCCUGCGCUGCCACGUGACACACGUGUUCCCCGUGGGCUUGUUGGUGGUGACUCUGAGGCGCGGUGGCCGAGUCAUCUACUCCGAGAGCCUGGAGCGCUUCACGCGCCUGGAUCUAGCCAACGUAACACUAACUUACGUGUUAUCCACCGAGCCACGCGAUUCCUGGUUGCCCGUGACCUGCCACGCACGCCUCAAUCUCGACGGCCUGGUGAUACGCAGCAGCUCAGCGCCCAUAACUCUGACAGCCUUCGCUUGGCACCCCGCAUCCAAAGCCUUGGCUUUCACCUCCAUCGCAGCCCUUGUGGGGAUCCUUCUCGUUAUUGGCGUUGCCUACCUUCGAAAGUGCCUAUUGACACAGUCCCAGACAUAGAGAGGUGAUCCAUACCGGCUGAGCAGGAAGAAAAAGAAAUUCGAACAAUUCGGGGU
This is a messenger RNA of Condylura cristata (star-nosed mole), 866 nucleotides long. It is a transcript of the gene ICAM4, whose product is annotated as intercellular adhesion molecule 4 (Landsteiner-Wiener blood group). Gene Ontology annotation, molecular function: integrin binding. Gene Ontology annotation, cellular component: membrane. Bases 1 to 810 code for a protein of 269 amino acids. NCBI's taxonomy places the organism in Eukaryota, Metazoa, Chordata, Mammalia, Eulipotyphla, Talpidae. Gene Ontology annotation, biological process: cell-cell adhesion. The transcript has 3 exons. The record is from RefSeq and is a predicted model, not a curated record.